Fusarium subglutinans is the source of this 1923-nucleotide messenger RNA. RefSeq lists its product as uncharacterized. Lineage: Eukaryota; Fungi; Ascomycota; Sordariomycetes; Hypocreales; Nectriaceae. The transcript has 8 exons. Gene Ontology annotation, cellular component: nucleus. Bases 1 to 1923 code for a protein of 640 amino acids. The record is from RefSeq and is a predicted model, not a curated record.
AUGCUCUCCGAAACAUCCUCAUGGUCACCAGCGAACCCCCAACCCCCAUCAGACCUGUUAACAGACUUCGUGAACGCCUACCGUGAGAAGAUCUACUUUCAACCGCUUCCACUCUUCGAUCCAAAACGUCUCCAGCUUAAGAUCGGGACAUUACCUCAGUACCUCCGGUGGAGCUUCCUAGCUUUAUCGCUCCAUUAUACCAGUCAUAACUUCUACUAUGGACUGGAAGGGAAGGCUAUUGAGUAUUAUACCACGUCGGCGAGGAGUGUAGUUGUUGACUUGGCGGCGGAAGGGCUUGUGCAGCUGGAGGUUAUGCAGGCUUUGUGUCUACUUGCUUUGUGUGAUCAUAUUGCUGGCAAAUCUUCCCGGGCUUGGAUGAUGAUAGGUAUGGCAGCUAAGCUCGAAUCACUUCGGCUCUCAGACUCAAAGGUCAGUGGUUCACGACAGUCUGAUGAUGCGAUAUCAAGAUGUCACUGGAGCAUCGCUAUCCUGGAAAGUACCUUUGCUCCCCACUGCAACACUCUCUUCGAAGUAACCCAUACACCGAAUUAUCCCAAGAGCGUACCUCGACCAACGACUCUGCAUGGGAUGAAGACGUAUUGCGCUGACUUGACGGAUGCAUACGAAGCAAACGUCCAAGACGUGGGGAUUGUCGCAACUUGUCUCGGCUACGUCUCCGUUUGGGGCAGUAUCAUUUCUUACCUUCGCGACAUCCGCAACGGAGCGAACGAAUAUCCAUGGCUAGCAACCUCAAGACACAACCAACUCACCGUCAAGCUAUACGAGCUCGAAAACAUCACCUCCCAUCGCCAUCUCAUCCGCAACGCCCCCUUUCCAGACCAACCCCCCUGCGAACUCAGCGAAAACAGAGAAUACUGGGCGCCCUGGGUACUAUUCCAAGUAAUGAUGCACGCCACCCAAGCUAUCCUCAACAACCCCUUCGUCCAACUCGUCGCUCUUCGCCGCGCAGGUCGGAAUUUCCAGCCACGGUCUUUUCUGCAGAAUACAGUUGACCAAGCUUUGUUCCAUGCAGAGUGGGUUUCAAGACUUGUGAGGAUGUGUGCGGAUAGACAGUUUGAGGUUAAUGAUCCUCUGGUUGGACAAGCUGUUGCUGGAUGUGUUUCGAUACUGUGGAUAUUCCAAUUUGCGAGGGAUAAGAAGGUCUCGGAAAAGGCGAAGGAGAAUCUAGGUAUUUGCGAGACGUUUUUAGAGCACUUGGCGCGAAAAUGGCCUCAUAUUGCUGAAAAGGUCGAGAUUCUGCGAACCCUCAAUAUCAAAGUUAAGAAGAAGCGACAGUCUCCACAAGAUGAUGAGUCUAGCAGCGCUACUAUUCAGUUUGAGCCAGAUAUGAUGUGGGAGCUUCUUGAUCCUGCCAUGACAGGCAUUGACUGGGGGAGUUUAUGCAAGGCUGGGGGGACUUAUGCUACGACGAGCGCUACGAUCAAGGUUGCGACCAAGUUUAUACAUCCGAUCAAUAGCGACGAGGAUAAUGCGCCGAUGGAGAACGUUUCGCAUAAUUUGUUUGACCUGGAGGAUGUUUAUGGGGAGCCGUUUCUUGAUCACGGAUUGCCUGGUCGGCAUACGUAUGUUACGCAGCAAGGCUAUGAUGCCGCUCUUGUUGAAACACAGAUCUUCAACCAUACGCGCCUGCUACGGGAGGCGGGAUACAACGUGAGAGCGGUCUGGAGAGGCCCCGAAAUACCUGGAGCCGAAAUGAGUAAGCACAUGAAAGACGUGCACUGGAACGUUGCCGGUGUUGGCUUUGGAGUCCGAGGAUUUCAGAUUUCAGACGUCAUCACGCUCUUCGAAGAGACUCUUGAUAUAUACCGCGAAGAAGCACCUGAUGCCAAAUUUGUGUUCAACUACAAUCCGUUGACCUUUUUAUGCCCAGACCUGCUUAACCCUUUGAACAGCGUUUUGUGA